ACCGUCGCCUCUCUUGGGUUUUGGCGAUGCUUCUCAUUGGACGUCAACACGCGACCAGCUCGAUGAGGAGGGCUCCCAGGCGCGUGGCGCUUUUUAAACGGACGCCGCGUCUCGAGACACCAUAGUAGGAGUCCCACACGCGACCCUCAGACUGCGUCAUCAAAAUAUCAGUGCGUACCAUCAAGGACUUUUCAUCCAUCCACUGAGCCUCUGUUUGACUUUGCGUAACUGUCGCGCCUUUGGAAACAUGGAAGUCCUCAAUGUGGACGAUUGGUGCAAGGACGCGUUGGAGGCGGUCGCAGCGCUCGGGACGCGGCAGCACAGCUCCAAAGUAGCGGACAGAGAUGGGCAGCGGGAGCUGGAACUGGAGGAGACCCACUACCAGUCAGGCCUGACGCUUGUGGACAGUGCCACUGACCCACGCGUGUGGCUGGCUUCAGUUCAGCCUCCGGGCACCUGCGCGGCACACGCCGACUCACCUGACUAUCUGAGACACUCACCCUGCCCGAGAACGAGUUCCUACCAGGAGAGUGGCUCCCCGGUGUCCUCGGGUCAUCCCAGCCCUCCCAGCUACAGAAAGUCGGCCAAGAGCCCCUCCUUUUCCUCACUCAAACUCAGGGACCUGUGCCGCCUCAAAGGCACUAUCCCCGGGUCUGAAGAGGAGGCAGCCACUAGACAGAGAGCCUCGUCCAGCAAAACCGUAAACGGGGUCCAAAAACAGAGACGCGUCGCGGCCAACGCCAGAGAGAGAAGGCGGAUGCACGGCCUCAACCACGCGUUUGACGAGCUGCGCAGCGUCAUUCCGGCUUUGGACAACGAUAAGAAACUCUCCAAAUAUGAGACUCUGCAGAUGGCGCAGAUUUACAUAAACGCACUGGCCGAGCUGCUCCAAGGUCCAGCUUCUUCUAACAGCAAUAAAGAUACCUCUAGCAGCAGCAACAGCAACAACUCGCCAAAGUCUGACCUUCUGCUUUCUGCCGCCGUUGGCUUUGACGCAGCCAAAGACAGAGCGUCUUCGUCCCCCAGGACAGCACCUGCAGCCGGCAGCUUGCCUGUCCACAUCAGCGGGAGUCCUUAUCGCUCCACCUUCGACAGCACUUCCUUUCCAGCCUUAGUUGAAGAAGCGAUGUGUUCUCUUUCUCAUCCGUCCUCCUCAUGGUCCAGCGGCUGUUUGGCACCGAGCGCAGCGAGAAAAGAGUCUCCGCGCAGCGACGGAGAGUUUUCCCCGCACUCCGACUUCAGUGACUCGGAUGAAAUAGCCAUGGAGCUGCACUCGAGUGAAGAAGACGACCUGUCAGAACUCAAACUGCCCAGCCAUCACAUCCAUAUGUCCAAAUAAUGACGGAAUCACCAAAACAUGCGUAAUUUAAACUUCGCUCCAAACUAACGAGUCCAUGUCGCUGCGUGUCAGCUAAAAAAUCAAAUUAUGUUUUCAAAAGCUUAAGCUUUAGCUUUUUUUUACCAAUACCAACCUGUUACUUAUGCAUAUUUUAACGUGACAUAGCCCCGAUUCGGUUCUGCCAAUAUAUGUACAGCCUAUAAUCUCUACAGUUUCCAUGGAGACGUGGCCGGAAGACCCCUGUGCCAUGUAGCCCUCAGCACUGCCAUGGGUAUUUCCCACGUCAUUCCGACCAAAAAAAAGCUGUCUUCCAUAAAAUGCUAACCUGUUUAUAUUUGAUAAUGUACAAAGAUGUUAUAAAGUAUUUUUUCUUUUGCUUUACGGUUUCAAUUUGUCAUCUCCUUUGUAUAUUUUUGUUUUUGCAACUUCAAAAGUUCAUAAUGUGCACUUUACACAGUAAAUGAUGACGAGCCAGAGGCUCGAGAAUUGUAGUUUCCGAACCGUGAUGAUUUCAUGUGUUUGUGAUAGCUUAGAACUGCCAACUCUGUGUACAAAUAGCCUUAUUUAAGGUAGCCAUCACUGCUGGCUUCUUUUGUACUUUUGUUGUU
Molecule: messenger RNA, 1947 nt
Organism: Cynoglossus semilaevis (tongue sole)
Lineage: Eukaryota; Metazoa; Chordata; Actinopteri; Pleuronectiformes; Cynoglossidae
Product: protein atonal homolog 1-like
Exons: 2
Coding region: 248-1339 (363 amino acids)
Biological process (GO): axon development; positive regulation of transcription by RNA polymerase II; sensory organ development
Cellular component (GO): nucleus
Molecular function (GO): protein dimerization activity; E-box binding; DNA-binding transcription factor activity, RNA polymerase II-specific
Source: RefSeq, a predicted model, not a curated record